AAAAAUAUAAAAAAUAAAAUCCAAUGACUAUACGCACCCCUAUAUUCACGUAUAUUAUUGUUAUAGGACAAGCACCGUUUUACGUUGAACAAUACCUGUAUAUCAUCAAUCUAUCAUAAUAUUCUUAUAUAAAGAUAUCCGCUUUGUUGUCUCUAUAAUAAUAAUAAUAAUAAUAAUAUAGCGUGUAUUAGAGCCAUUGCGUAUAAUAAAUAUUUAAUAAACACCGAAUGAUAUAUAAUAAUAUAAUAUAUGUCUGCGAUGACCAUAGAAUUCAUACCUUUAUAAUAUCCGCAUCACCGGCUGCGAAAGCUGAAGAUGAUACUGCAGCCGCAAGCGCGUCUUGCUCGUAUGUUUAAUAAUAUAAUAUAAUCAUCCUCGUCCAUAUAAUAUAUAUUUGUGUAAUAUAUCAAUAUAAUCGUUUUCAAAAUAUCGAACGUAUACAUAUAUGCCGUAGAUUCAUCAUUUAUAUAUUUUAUGUAUAAUAUAACAAUUAUAGUAUACUACGCGAUGGAGGAUCAUCUAUAAAUCCGCAAUCUCGCGUAUCGAACUCUCGGCCGUUCAAAAAAAUGUCAUCUUCGUCCCUACCCACAGAGUAUCCACAUCGUUUCGACUCGUAAUUUAUAUAUACUUACAAAUAAAUGCACCUUCUCAUGCAUGUAUUUAAUGAUACUGUUGCAAUACAAUUCAAAACAUUAUCUACACUCUACUUCGAGAAAGUUGAACUUGUACAUCUCCGGUAAAUUUUGAAAAUUCUCGGUUUAUCUAUGAGGUUGCAGUUUUAUUUAUUUUUAUAUUUAAUAUAUUUAUAUACAGUAGUGCAGUACGUAUUGGAGUUCGAUAGCUAAUGCUUAAUAGUAAUUACUAAUUAGUAUAUUUAAAAUUAAUAGUUAACGUGUUAGUGCCGGUUUUUUGAAACAGCCUUUCGGAAGCGUGAAUUUACUUUCCAGUUAUUUAAAAAUAAAACAAUUUUUAUAUUUAAAUAUGUCGAAACGCAAAUUAAAAAUCUUAACGAUCGCUGAAAAAGUCAACGUUAUUAAUAUGGUUGAACAGGGUGGGAAAAAAAAUUAUGAAGUAGCAAACGCAUUUGGCAUACCGAGUUCUACGUUAUCAACUAUUUUAAAAAAUAAAACGAAAAUUAUAUCAAAUUUUAAAUUACAACCAACUCGGAAGAAAAUUAAACUAGCUGAGUUUCCGAACCUGGAUUCUAGUUUAUUCAAGUGGUAUAUUCAGUGUAAGAAUAGUAAUCUACCUAUAAGUGGACCUAUAUUAAAAGAAAAGGCUAACAUAUUUGCAAAGUCACUAGGGUAUACGAAUUUCAAAAAUAGCACCGGUUGGCUAGAUAAAUGGAAAAAACGAAACAAUAUUACUUUACGAAAACCUUGCAGUUUAAAUAUGCCUGCCAGUAAAGAUCAACUUAGUAUUCAAUGGAAAAAUGACAUUUUAACUAUCAUAAACGAAUAUUCACCUAACGAAAUUUUCACUGCAGACGAAACAGGACUUUUUUAUAAAUGUCUACCUGCAGAUAGUACUCAACAGUUAUCUUAUAGCGGAGUCGAUUGCCGUGAUGGUAAGCGAAGUAAAGAACGUGUUACGGUACUUUUGUGUACAAAUAUGAGUGGUACCGAAAAAGUCAAACCAUUACUAAUCGGAAAGUGUAUUAAACCAAGAUGUUUCAAAGGAGUUAAAUCAUUGCCAGUAGACUACGAAUCAAACCCAAAAUCAUGGAUGACGGCUUUAUUGUGGAAUAAAUGGCUUAAACAAUUUGAUGAAAAGUUGUUCAUGGAAAAUCGUAAGAUUAUAUUAUUGAUUGAUAACUGCACUGCUCAUGUCACUGUCCCAAAUUUAAAAGCGAUUACUAUCAAGUUUUUACCAAUGGACAGGACUUCAAAAUUUCAACCACUUGAUCACGGUAUAAUCCAAAACUUCAAGGGUUUUUAUAGAAAAGAAGUGAUACGUAAGAUAACCUUACAUAAUGAACUUCAAAACACUAUUUCAAUUGAUUUGUUACAAGCUAUACGAAUAACCGACAAAUCAUGGAGACAAGUUACGUCAGAAAUGAUAUCAAAUAGUUUCAGAAAAGCGGGAUUCCAACAUCCGGGUAUACAUUUUGUUGAAAAAACAUCCUCCAAUCAAGAACCAUGUCAAGAAAAAAAUUAUCCUGAAUGGUCUUAUAUUAUACAAAAGUACAAUUUAAUGCCAGAAUUCACAUUUAACAAUUAUGUACAAAUUGACGAAAAUCUAACCGUCUGUAGUAGUUUGAAUGAUUCUGAAGAUGCGGGAUUAACAAACUAUGUAUGUAAUAAUGACAAAGACAAUAAUGUGACUUCAAAAAAAGUUUCGUUUAAAGAAGCAACAAAAGCAUUGGGCAUUUUACGUAAUUUUAUUGAAACAACAAAAGGAAUGAACGAUAUUCAUUUUGAAGCAUUAGGAACUUUAGAAGAUGCCAUGGAUAAAAUAAAACAUACAGAAACAUCAAGUAUUAUUUAAAAAAAAAUUGUCAAAAGUGA
This is a messenger RNA of Rhopalosiphum maidis (corn leaf aphid), 2507 nucleotides long. RefSeq names its product tigger transposable element-derived protein 4-like. Gene Ontology annotation, cellular component: nucleus. The record is from RefSeq and is a predicted model, not a curated record. NCBI's taxonomy places the organism in Eukaryota, Metazoa, Arthropoda, Insecta, Hemiptera, Aphididae. Bases 982 to 2487 code for a protein of 501 amino acids. Gene Ontology annotation, molecular function: DNA binding. The transcript has 2 exons.